Molecule: messenger RNA, 2581 nt
Organism: Pteronotus mesoamericanus
Lineage: Eukaryota; Metazoa; Chordata; Mammalia; Chiroptera; Mormoopidae
Gene: EDC3
Product: enhancer of mRNA decapping 3
Exons: 7
Coding region: 151-1671 (506 amino acids)
Biological process (GO): deadenylation-independent decapping of nuclear-transcribed mRNA; P-body assembly
Cellular component (GO): P-body
Molecular function (GO): mRNA binding
Source: RefSeq, a predicted model, not a curated record
UGGGUGGGUGUGGAGCAAGAGGCCGUUCAAUUUCUGGGUUCCUUUUCGUGACUGGGCAGACUGGCGUGGUGUGCUGAAGAGGCGCAGGCCUGACGGCUUGGAGGUACACUGCCUGGUUUCUUUUCUCCACGGUGGUCUCACAUCUGAAACAUGGCUACAGAUUGGCUGGGCAGUAUUGUGUCCAUCAACUGUGGCGACAGCUUGGGUGUCUAUCAGGGAAGAGUGUCAGCAGUGGAUCAGGUGAGCCAGACCAUUUCUCUCACCCGGCCUUUCCACAAUGGAGUGAAGUGCCUUGUGCCGGAAGUCACCUUCAGGGCAGGUGACAUUAUGGAAUUAAAAAUUCUGGAGAUACCAGGUCCUGGAGAAAACCAACAUUUUGGAGACCUUCAGACAGAACUAGGCUCCUCUGGUGUUGGGUACCAAAUGGGUAUCAAUCAGAAUGGCACAGGCAGGUUGGUCAAGAAGCCAGCCCCUUCUAGCACUGCCCCUCAAAACAUCCCGAAGAGGACUGAUGUGAAGAGCCACGAUGCUGCCGUCUCCCCACAGCAGCAGUGCUCCAGGAGCUGUGUGGACAGGCACGUGGAGCCCUUGAGUCAGUCCAGAAGUUUCCGUCGUCGGCACAACUCUUGGUCAUCUAGUAGCAGGCACCCAAAUCAGGCAACUCCAAAGAAAAGUGGUUUAAAGAAUGGCCAAAUGAAGAAUAAAGAUGACGAGUGCUUCGGGGAUGAUAUUGAAGAGAUCCCAGACACAGAUUUUGAUUUUGAAGGGAACCUUGCCCUGUUUGACAAGGCAGCUGUGUUUGAGGAGAUUGAUACCUAUGAGAGGAAAAGUGGUACCCGUUCCCGGGGCAUCCCAAAUGAAAGGCCUGCUCGGUACCGCCAUGACGAGAACAUCCUGGAGUCAGAGCCCAUUGUCUACAGACGGAUCACAGUGCCCCACAAUGGGAGCAAGGAGUUCUGCACAGACUCUGGCCUGGUUGUCCCAAGUGUUUCCUAUGAGCUACAUAAAAAGCUGUUGUCUGUGGCCGAAAAGCAUGGGUUGACUUUGGAGCGGAGACUGGAGAUGACAGGUGUGUGUGCCAGUCAGAUGGCACUGACUCUACUCGGAGGACCCAACAGGUUGAAUCCCAAAAAUGUUCACCAGAGGCCUACCGUGGCUUUGCUAUGCGGUCCCCAUGUGAAGGGGGCUCAGGGUAUCAGCUGUGGAAGGCAUCUAGCCAACCAUGAUGUCCAGGUCAUCCUCUUCCUGCCCAACUUUGUCAAGAUGCUAGAGUCCAUCACCAAUGAGCUGUCUCUCUUCAGCAAGACCCAAGGCCAACAAGUGUCUAGUCUCAAAGAUCUGCCCACUAGCCCCGUGGAUCUGGUGAUCAACUGUCUGGAUUGUCCCGAGAACGCCUUCCUACGGGAUCAGCCCUGGUACAAGGCGGCUGUGGCCUGGGCCAACCAGAACCGGGCACCAGUACUCAGCAUAGAUCCUCCUGUGCAUGAAGUUGAACAGGGCAUCGAUGCCAAGUGGUCACUGGCUCUGGGUCUGCCUCUGCCACUGGGAGAGCAUGCAGGCCGCGUCUACUUGUGCGACAUUGGCAUUCCCCAGCAGGUAUUCCAGGAGGUGGGGAUCAACUACCACUCACCGUUUGGCUGCAAGUUUGUCAUCCCGCUGCACUCUGCCUAGAGGGGCUCUGGGCAGGCUGGACCCUGUAGUCCCCUGCUGCUCCUAACACUGAACUUGACAACGAACGCCUUAAGGAUGUGAAGCUUCAUGGACCGUGUUCAAUUUUGUCUCUUAUGGGUUUCUUUCUUUUGUGAGAGAACAAAUCAUAUUUAAAGCUGACCUGUCACCUGCCCUUCUCCAGAAAACACUUUCCCACUGGAUGUGUGAGGCAGGUGGCAGGCUGAGUGCUCAGUGGCUCCAGGCAUCUCUACACUCGACCCCCUGCGUGGGGUUUUGUUUACAGACGUAGGCAGCUCACAAACUGUGUUUCAGGUUUACAGCCACUGGGCCUGGGCAAGCACCUUGCAGAGUGGGAUAGGGCCUGUUUGAGGGCCUGCCUGUACUUGCUAUUUCAGUGCUGGUGGCUUUGUCUCCCCUCCUCUGAUCACACACACACCUGGCUGUGCUGCAGCUGUCCACUAGAGGGCAGACUUGCACUCCCCAUUUCAUUUUGAGGGCUGUGGGCCUCCCGCGAGCCCCGCCACAAGUUGAUUUGUAGGCUUUGUCCCUUUUUCCUGAGCUGAUCCAAAUUUUAUUUUUCUUCCUGGGAUUUUCUCCCCAGGGCCCUUCCUCCCUUCUGCAGCACUCUGAGAGGCAGGGAAGGGUGUGGCAUUGGGAUGGUUUUACUGCACUGGGAUUUUACAUUGUAUUUGUCUUCAGCCCAGGUAGUAUGAGGUUAUGUUACUGUAGAGCCACAGUGCCCAUCUUGCCAGCAGUGCCCCCCAACCCCCGUACCCUCUCUAGCUGGGGGCUGAGCAUUUUCUUAGUCUGGGACCAGACCCCUCAGGGUGCAGCUUUAAUGUUCAGUAUUGGGGAGGCUGGGGGGCCUGGUGCUGAGCCACAAAAGGCUUCCUGGUGCUUUUGUCCUAUG